This is a messenger RNA of Anopheles gambiae (African malaria mosquito), 5322 nucleotides long. RefSeq lists its product as uncharacterized. The transcript has 6 exons. Gene Ontology annotation, molecular function: potassium channel regulator activity. Bases 1053 to 3401 code for a protein of 782 amino acids. Gene Ontology annotation, biological process: regulation of muscle contraction; regulation of potassium ion transport. Lineage: Eukaryota; Metazoa; Arthropoda; Insecta; Diptera; Culicidae. Gene Ontology annotation, cellular component: plasma membrane; striated muscle dense body. The record is from RefSeq and is a predicted model, not a curated record.
UGUUUGCGGAUACAUAGACGGACCACAGUGCCUGGGAAUGGCAGGAAAAUCCCGCCAACGAGUCUCGUCGCUGCCGUAGCAACAGCAUCCAUCGUUCAUGUAGGAGUGAGACGACGUUCCCCAAAGGAGCCGAGGGGAUUUUGUGAAGUAGUGCAGGCGACGAACGACAUAAGUAUGUGUGUGUGCGAUACUGCACUGUACGCGUAGUAUGUUUAUGAAGGAUGGUGCAAUGUACAAUGUUCCGCCAGUGUCACAGUAUCCUUCGGCCUGUCUAGGAGCUGGUACAGCGUCGCUCCAUACAACCUGUCAUCACUCAGGGAAAACACGCUGCAAUAAAAAAGGAACUGAUUGUACGUCGAAAAAUGGAAAGGAACAGGAUUUGGUUGUGAAAAAAGACACAAAGGACGGAAGUGUAUGCUGCGGUGUUCGAUGGAAUAGGAAAAUCGAAGCUGUGAACCUCCUGCUGGGAAAUCAGGUUGUCCGCAAAGUGUGUUGAGUAUCGUCGUGUGCGUGCGUGCGAGAGUUGUUUGUUCAUUGCUUUCUUAUCGUUCCGUUGUGACUCACAAAAGUGUACAAAUAUAGUAAGAAAACGCAAUCUUUUGACGCUCAACCAGCUGUAAAAGUUAACAAAACCAGUGUGUAGUGCGUUUCUUCCACGGGCCGGGGGGAGUACAGUGAAUAGAUCAAAGUGGUCGUGUCGCAUUGUCAAGGAUACUGCGACUCUGCAUCGUACGCAGCUGGUGGCACAAAAGGGCUGUGACGGGGAAUGACAGUGUAGCGGAAAAGCGGGAGUCUGUGGCUGCCAUCCUGCGUCGUACGAGUGUACCCAGGCUCGCGUACACUAAAAUGAAUACGGAUACCAUUGCAUGCAUAGCAAAGGAGCUGUAACUAGCGAACGUGUGUGCGUGUGUGUCAAGCUGUAACGAUGAGUGCUCCCAACAGCGCAUUAUAGCAUUUGCAACAGUGCACGUACAGUACUUGAGACAACAGCUCAAUCGACACAGUCCAACAGGUUGCAGAAGACAGUGAACAGUCGUGCUGCGUGCGAUAAGAUGGGCAGCUUGCCAAACUUGAGUGAUCUUUCGACCGAAAAGCUGGAAAGGCGUCUGGAAGAGCGGGAACGCAUCCUUGCCCGGGACCGCAUCAUUGAGCGUGACUUUGGCCGGGAGAAGGAAUCGAUUCGAACGCUGGAACGACCCGUCUUUAUCCAUAAGCAAAACAUUGCAGCAGCGAAAAGUAUCUUUCAGCAGAAAUGUCCGCCCGGCUCGAGGAAGGUGAUGCGAACGCGAAGCUCUGGACAGGCGCAUCACAUUUGGGACGACCCGAUCAUAGAUCAAUACUUAAAUAACUACUCGCCGGCCUCGAACCGCAGCCAUCGGAUCUCGGUUGGGCCAACGUUUCCCGCCACCUACCAGUUCCAGUCGUCUUCGCUCGGCAACCGACAUCGGCGCGACUCGGUCAACAGUUCCAUCGGCGCGACGUCCGUGCGCAAGUUGCUGACGGUGCAGAACCGAAGCUACGGCUGUCGACACAAGAUCCCGUCGCACGUCCGCUCGAAGAUGACGAAGAACUUUAUCCUGGUGGCGGUGGCGCACGGUUUCAUGUGUACCGCGCUGAUACCGCUCAUCGUGCUGCAGGGUGCUAACUCCACCUGGUUCCAGCAGGAAUCGUGGCUGGCCGCCGGUCCGGACGUUGGGUCGGGCCUGCUAAGCCUGUGCUGUGCCGUGACGGCCGGCAUGAGCCUGAUGACGACCAAGCUGGUGCAGCGCUUCGGGUACUCCAUCGUACUGGCGGCCAGCUACGGCGCUCUGUGUCUGUUUCUGGCCGCUCACAUCUACCCGGUGCUGUUGGCCCUGGUGCCCGCAUACCUGCUGCUCGGCAUGUUUCUCGGCCCUUCCGUCAUCUGCAAGCAAGCGCUGCUGGUGUCGAUGGCGGGCAAGCUGAGCUGUUCGCAGCCCGAAUGUGGAGGAACCAGCACGGCCGGUGCCAACGCGGACAGCUACGACGAUCAUCGGUUGAUAUGCAGUAGGCAGGAGCAGGUUCGUCGCCUGGGACGUUGGUUCCGAGCGGCGGGAGACUUUGGCAUCAUUGUCGGCACCAUCGUGGCUGCGUUUGUGCUGACGUGUGCCUCCGGAUCGAACCGGAUUGGCUGUUACUACAUCACGAGUCUCGCUCCGCCGGUCCCAAAUGCGGCACUCACGGGAACACUGAACGGAACGAUGGCAACGUACAAUGGAUCGCACACCGACCAGCCCGCGGACGGUGGAUUGCCACUGUACCGAGACAUGCUUAUGUCACUGCCCGAAGCGACGGAACAGCAACCAACCGACACGCCAAAAAUCCCAACGACCGCAACAACCACAACAACGACAACGACCACAACGACUGAGAGCACAAAACUCACCAAACCCACACCUUCGAUGCCGACACUACGCGAAACGAUGUACUUUCUGUACAACAUCCGGUUGCCCGAUCCGACCGGCAACGGUGACGAAGGGUUCCAUCCGGCAAGCACAUCGACCGGUCCACCGGGUGGUGCCGGGAGUGGCGAGGAUCCGGCGGGCCAGUUGAUGGACCGGUUUCCGUACAGCAUGUUCCAGACGAACGACUACGGCGAGCGCAUCUGUGGCUCCCAUCUGUGCCCGGUGUGGGACAGGAACGUGCCGAUCAACAGCAGCGCGCUGGAGAAUCAGCUCAAGCUGCGGGGCUACACGGGUGCGACACCGCUGAUGGGCAUCUAUCUCGUGUUCGGGGUGCUGGCGUUCACGGUGACCGCGUUCACGACGGACAUUGAGUUCAACGUGAAGUUUGAUUCGAUUCGGCGCAUGUCCGACACGCUGCUGUUUGCCGGACCGCUCGCGUACUUCGUCGGCACCGAGCAGGCGUACAUGAUGGCCGACUUUAUGAAGGCCUUUGUUGCCUGCGAACUAGGACCGAACAGUGUGGCGGGCGUGCUGAUCGGUAUGGGUGUGAUGCAGCUGAUUGCCGCCUGUACCCUGAGCAUGCUGCUGAGACACACCAAGCGCGUUGUAGUGAUCGUUGCUGGCUUCAUGUUUCACGCCUGUCUGCUGCUGGUUCUGCUGCGCUGGAAGCCUUCCAGGGAUGAUAGUGCCGUGCUGUACGUCAUACCGGCAGCGUGGGGCGUUUGCAAUGCCGUCUGGGAGACACUGCUGUUUGCGCUGACUACGCUCACCCAUCCGAACAAGUUCGCCGAAGUGACCUCUCCGCUGCAGGCACUGCGGUUCCUCGGGCUGGCCGUCACGUUUGCCGGCCACGGGGUGCUUUGCGAGGCGCCGAAAAUCAUCAUCCUCGCGAUACUGCUCGUCAUCUCGGUCAUACCGUACACCAUGCUCGAGCUGAAGCUGGAAAACCAGCGCAAAGCGCUAAAGCUCAGCUUGUGACGACUGUGUGCGCACGAUUACUAAUGUUUGGUGAAGCAAAAGCACUACUGAGGCUCCUGGGAGAGGGGCGGAGAAGGGCGGGAGAUCGAUCUGCGGGACAUGGUAGUGCUUUGCUGGCCCACAACUGUGCGAACACGAGGUAGCUUAUGGAGCCAUUGCUUCUCCCGGUAAUCGUUGCCUGACUUCGCGUCGUACUUGCGUGUAUUGGACAUUGCGUGAGGGACAUGUGAUGUGUGGUCGUGAAAAACACCCGGAGGAUCCUCGAUCCUCCCACCAAACAGAGUUAACACGUACUUACGGUCUUUAACCCAUUGCCUUGGAAAUUUGGUGGAAAUAGACACAGUGGACAAGACAUUGUUGGCCGUUCGGGGAGGGGGAACCGCGUGCACAGUAGUGCCGAUCAAAAGGACUCUCUGUCUCUCGCACUCUCUCUCUCUAUCUGAAAUAUCUGUUCGGAUGAUUUAAUGUGAUCCUCAUGCCCCCUCCUUUGCUCUGGAGCUGUAUUAGCUAACUGUUAGCCUUCCAGCGUAGUGUAGAGAUGUUUUGCUCUCGUUGUUCUCCUGUUCCAAAGCGACCGGCUACACACUUAGAGAAAUCGUUGAUUGCAGAGACAUUGCAGAAGAAAUAGCGGGAAUUCCUGGACCCAUCGAAUCUUUUAAUGUUGCUGGAAUUAUGAACACGGAAAGCUCUGUGUGUGUGAGUGUGGGGGAGAUUUCUCUUCAAAUGUUCAAUCACACCUUCACCACAAACGAACCGUUGUGUAAUUACAAUAGUGUUUCCGCACGGCCAUCUCAUCGUUGUGGCCCUAUUAGACUAGCGUCCCAUCGUUUUAACAUCUUUCUCAUGCCAAAGAAUUACGGAACGGAGCGUUUGAAUGUGGACCGUAGAGCGGUGGAGAUUGAAAUUGCUAAACCAUAAAAAAGUAUCACACGCUGCAGGGAAGUUUUUGAAAACGGAAGUGCUUAUUGUAGCGGCUGCUCGAUUGAUGUUCUGACUGUGUGCCAAUUUUCAACGAAACAAACAGAAUCACAUAUACUUAGAUGGGAUAGGAGGAGUGCGUGUAGGAAAUUUAUACAUAUACUCUUAAUGGCAAACAUAGGCAUGCAUGUAUAUGCAACACACUUUAGGCGAAAUUGCACAACAAAUUACAAUGCCAAACUCAAGCAGCUUCGCGCGGGUGCGGUUGUGGAGAGCACAUUACAGUAGAAGCGCUGCAGUGCACUUAUAGUAGUAGCUAGUAGUAGUGGUGACCAGUAUUAGCCCGCUGGUGUAGUGCUGGAGUAGUGCUGGGAAAUCAAUCAAACGCUGGCUUAUUUCAUUGAGCCCGGGAAAUUAGCCUCGAUAAACUAGCAAGAUCAGCAGCAGCAGCUCGCUUGUAACACGUUGUCAAAUGGGGCAUGUGUGCGAUGUUGGGUACUACUAGACGCAGACUAAGAUAUCCUACAAACAAAUAAGCAGUGCCAAAACCCGUGCCGUUUCGUGCAGAGCGUGACACAUUCCAAUCACUUUAUUGUUGGCCAAACAGUGCGUAGAAAAAAAGGUAGAUAAAAAAGGAAAUAUCAAAAAAGGACGAUCGGUAAAAGUGUUCCAAAUAUCAAUCAAACCCUUGGGCAUAACUACUCAAUAGUGCCACAAUCACAUCACAUGUAGCCUCCCCGGAAGUCACCAGAACGCUUCGUAUUACUCCCCAUGGAUCAGGUAGCGAUGGUUUGUAGUCCCUCUUUGUACUCAACGGCGUCCAGUGUGUCUGAGUGUGUGUGAGUGUGUUGGUGUGUGUGUGUGUGGUUGUCUGCAUGUGCCCACGUCGGUAAUGUUUAGUGCCAUUUGAUGCAAAUCAUUGUCAAAAAAAAGCCAAACAGUAUCCUAUACACACAUUAACAUGAAUAAAGUCGAAAAGAUAAUCUAUAUAUACAUACGUAAA